ACAUUGCAACAGAAAACUGCUAAACGCGAAACAAGCUGCGGCGUUUUUUCUGCUCCUCGGGUACUUGUCUCCUUGUGCGUCCAGUGUCCAGGGUCCAGGGUCCUGCAGCAGGCAGCAGGCAGUGCUAGGCAGGCAGGCAGGCAGGUUCGCAGAUACGUAGAUACGCAGAUACGCAGUCUUUGCAUCUGCAUAAAUCACUGUGGAAAAAAAACCCCAAGCCGUUGACGCAGUCUCCCCUCCCCCCCCCCACCUCCGCAACCCCCAAAAAAACGCAGAGACAGAGACAGAGAAAGCAAAGUGAAUGUGAAAGUGAAAGUGUGUGCAAAAUGACUUGAAGUGCAACCAGAGACAGCGAGAGAGAGAGAGAGAGACUCAGAGAGCGAGCGAGAGAGAGGCAGGGUAAGAACAUUAGAGACACCUACCUGCCUCCCAUCCUCCUCCACCCCCCGACCCCCGUCCUUCGUGCCACCCAAAAUGCUGCCAAGGCCUUCUCCUGCCCCACCAUACGCCCUGAGGGUGUCCGGUGCGGAGCCGCCCCGAAUGGUAUCGAUGCCGUCUUGAAUGCGACUCUAAACACCAAAAAAAAAACCAGACAAUGUAAACGCCGGCAGCAGAAUGUAACGCAGUUUUUCCUCAUUUCCCAACAACAACAACAACAAAAACCAGCCAGCCAACAACAAAUACAAAAAAAAUAGACAGAGUUACAUUUUUUGCCACCAAUCGAUUGUCGAUCGUCGCUCAAUCGAUAACCGAAAUAAUAAUCAUCAUCGCUCGAUAAGACACAAAAGCAGCCACACACGACGCAACAUUUCCGUUUGUAAGCAACAACAACAACAACAACAAAAACAACAACAAACAAGAGUUCCAGAUCCAAACAAAUAUAUAUAUAGAUUAUAUACUAUAUAGAAGCAGGCAUUCAUCAGCAGUCCGUCAGUCCAGAAGAAAUUAAUUAAAGGAAAGAAAAGGAAAGAAAAGGAGAGGAAGGAAGGAAGCAACUCCCAGUUUAAGUUCCCAGUUUCGCAUCGAUUCCGAUUUGAAGCAAAAUUAAAGCGUCUGAAUUUGAUUUCUCGAUCGUCUCGUUAUCGUCUCGUCACCAUUCCGUCGCAUACAACGUCUCGGCCCCAAGGUUCCGACCAACAUCGUCUCGACUCAGUUUUCUACUCAGUUUCUACAAAUUCAGACGUAGAUCUUCAGUUAAUUAUCAUUAUAUAUCGAUUAUAUAUACAUAUAUAUUGUGCAUUUCGGCCCCCCACGUUUUGGAAGAUCGAAAGGAUACAAAGAACGAAGGAAGAACAAAAAAUAAACACACACACUACGAAAUUACCUGAAAAUUUUUAAAAAUCAACCAAAAAGUCUAUGAGAGCAACAACAACAACAAAAUUAAACGCUAAAUUUUACAAGUGCAAAAUUUUCUUAUAAUUAUUUACCAAAAAAAAAAACAAAAUCAAAACAAAAAAAAAUUCAAAGAAAAUUAGAAAAAAUUAAAACAAAAAAAUUAAGGGGAAAGCAGAAAAGGGAGAAGGAACUGAAGUGAAGAAAAAAUUAAGAAGGAACUUAAAAAUAUGCUAUGCGGAAUAUCAAAUGCAAAAAAAAACAAAUAAUGUUGUGAUGUGAUAUUUUUUCGAUGUACUUUUAUUUGAGGGUUACACCAUAUCGAGAAGUUAUCCAAUGAGAAAGCCGCUUAAAUUUUGGAGGAUCUAUGAUGGACGACAGAGAAAAAUAACGCUUUGUUUGUGAAAGAUUUUUGAGCCCAAGCAAGGAUUAUUAAACGAAAACCAAACAAAAAACCAAAAACCAAAAAUAAAAACCACGAAAAAACGACAAAAAUCGAAAAGAAAACGACACAAAAAAAAAGUCUCAAAUUUUUCGACAACCCAAAAACGAAUCGAAAACACUUUUUGAGAAUCUUUUAAAACACCAGGAAGGGAGAAUCGGAGCAAGGAGAAAGUAGAGAGAAAGAGAAGACCAGGACGAACGGAGGGCAAAGGAAGGAAGAAAGGAAGGAAGCAAAACGGGAAUUUAAAAUCAAAUCCAAAUAAAAUUAAAUGCAAAGGACAUUCGCAUGUGUGUGGUGGUGGAACGAAGAAAAUUCAAAACAAAAUUCACAAUUAGAAAACGCAGAAAGAAACGUAGAAAACGCAGACGCAAAAUCAAACUGUCCAAAGAACCGUCGAAGCUGUCGCAACCGUCAACAGGAGGCGGCACUUUGAGCUGGAGCUGGAGAGUGAGAGAGAGAGAGAGCUGGAGCAUUUCGGCCAAGAAAAAAGUUGAGCGAAAGCAAAAUUUCAACGUUUGGCGCACAACCGAAGGGAGAGGAGAGAGGAGUAGAGAGCAGAGCAGAGGAGAAGGGAAAGGAAUCUGAAGACACCUCGGGCCAGGACUGCCGCGAGCAGGAUAAAGUUUUGAACCUGAAGCUAAGCACAACGCACACAGAUACGCGAAGAUACGGAGAUACAGAGAUACGGAGAUACAUAUACCAGAAAGUAAACCCCACUCGGACUAGACACAGAUACACAGAUACAAAGAGAGACGACAGAUAGAUAGAUAGAUAGAUAGAUCUGUCCACAGACUUAAACUUGAAAUCACGCAUACGACACUCGCUCGGAGGGGAACAGCCAGCCCAGCCAGCCAAUCGCAGAAGAGGGUUGCUGAGGGGAGCGUCGCCGCGCGAGAGAGACAGAGCGAGAGAGAGAGAGAGUGAGAGAACAGAGAGCAGAGCGACAGAGAGCUGAGUGGCAAGAGAGAGAGCUGCUGCUGCUGUUUGGCAUCAUCUUAUGAUGUCAUCAGAGGAGUACGACGCGGACUGUUUCGGUUUGUACAGCGAUGAGAGCACCGUGCUGCUGAAGGCGGUCGUGGAGGCGCAACCACCACACUCAAGCAGCAACGGGCACACGACACCAAUACAGGCACAGCUACAGGCACAGAUAAACGGCGACGGCGGCAGCACGGCGAAUUCCGGCGAGAGCAAGCACGGCGAACAGCAGAAGGAACAGCAACAGAAAGAGAAAGAGCCGAACGACUGCGACUCGGACGACUCGGACGACGUCGUGGUCGUGCUCGAAGGCUGCGAAGGCAGCAGCAGCAACAGCAACAGCAACAGCAGCAGCGGAAAAGCCAGCGCCGCGAAGGCGAACAGCAAUAGUCGGAGCAGUCGGAACCAUCGCAGCCCGCGCACCAGUCGGCAAAUCAUUCAUUCUUCGGCCGUCGGCAAGACAACAACGUGCGCGGCUAAAAAAAUACUUGUGCCAGCGACAGCAACAGCGACAGCGACAGCCACUUCGAAGAGUUCGAAUUCAAGCGCGACCGUCGUGCCCUUACCCAUACCCGUGCCCGUAUCCGGUAGUAGUGCUAGUGUUAACAAAGUGAAUCGUCGUUCGCGCCAUAGAUCCUUGAGCAAAGACAACCAAAACCUAAACCAAAGCCAAAACCAACAACAGACCACAAGCAGCAUUUGCAAUAGCAACAAUCAUAACAGCAACAGCAACGGCAACAACGGUUGCAACAACGGCGGCACAACGGCAACCGCUGCUGGCUUCAUGAGUAGCGCUGCUGCGGCCGCUGCGGGUGCCGCUGGUGGAGCCCUGUUCCAACCCCAACCACAGGCCAGCACGGCCAACACGAGCCCCACGCUCAGUCUCAAUCCCUCGAGCCACCAGACCGCCGCAGUCGGCGGGGGCCAACAGUCGCCGGUAGCCAGCAGCAAUUCGCCCGGUUCCGGAUCCGUGUCGGGCUCGGGCUCCGGCUCCGCCUCGUCACUGCUGACGGCUGCCUUCGGCAACCUGUUCGGUGGCUCAUCGGCCAAGAUGCUGAACGAGCUCUUCGGACGACAGAUGAAACAGGCCCAGGACGCCACCAGCGGCCUGCCCCAGAGCCUGGACAACGCGAUGCUGGCGGCCGCCAUGGAGACGGCCACCAGUGCAGAGCUCCUGAGCGCCGCUGGCCUGGUCGGCAGCCACCUGAAUGCCACCUCCAAUGCCACGUCAAAGCUGCUGCUGCACAACAACAACAGCCUGCCGGGGAGCAACAGCACGCCGCUGAGCAACGGCCUGAAUGCCUCGAUCUCGCCGGGAUCGGCCCACAGUUCGAGCCACUCGCACCAUGCCACCUCCUCGCCGAAGGGCGGCAGCAGUCGUCGGGUGUCGGCCUGCAGCGAUCGCUCCCUGGAUGGGGCGGCCUCCGCGGCAGCCUCUGCCGCCGAUGUUGCAGGGGGAUCCCCGCCACGGGCCGCCUCGGUGAGUUCGCUCAACGGCGGCGCCAGCAGCGGCGAUCAGCAGCUGCAGCACGACCUGGUGGCCCAUCACAUGCUGCGCAACAUUCUGCAGGGCAAGAAGGAGCUCAUGCAGCUCGACCAGGAGCUGCGCACCGCCAUGCAGCAGCAGCAGAUGCAGCAGCAGGAGAAGGAGCAGCAGCAGCAGCAGCUCCACUCGAAGCUCAACAACAACACCAACGCCAGCAACAACAAUAACCACAACAACAACAACAACAGCGUGGCAGCCACGAACAACAACAACAACAUGGAGAGCAUCAACCUGAUCGAGGACACGGAGAUGGCGGACAUCAAGAUCAAGAGCGAGCCCCAGACAGUGCCCCAGCCGCAGCAGUCGCCGCACGGCAGCAGCCACAGCAGUCGCAGCGGCAGCGGCAGUGGCAGCCACAGCAGCAGCCACAGCCUGGCCAGCGACGGGAGCCUGCGCCGCAAGUCCUCGGACUCGAUGGACAGUUCGGGGGCCCGCGAGGAGGCGGACGGCGAUGGCGACGAUGAGACGGCGGUCAGGGCGAGCAGCGCCGUGGACGAGCAGCAGCAGCAGCAGCAGCUGGCCACCAAGAAGGAGUCCGUCGAGGACAUGCUCGACGAGGCGGAGCUGCUGGGCAUGCAUUCGACACGCGGCUCGGACCUGGAGUCGCUGGCCUCGCCCUCGCACUCGGACAUGAUGCUGCUGGACAACAGCAAGGACGAUGUGCUGGACGACGACGAGGACGACGACUGUGUGGAGCAGAAGCGCGACCAGGGCUGCCUCAAGAAGCCCGGCAUGGAGCUGAAGCGGGCGCGCGUGGAGAACAUUGUGUCGGGCAUGCGGUGCAGCCCCUCCUCGAUCGUCCAGGCGGGCCAGCUGCAGGUGAACGGCUGCAAGAAGCGGAAGCUCUACCAGCCGCAGCAGCACGCCAUGGAGCGCUAUGUGGCAGCCGCCGCGGGCCUCAACUUCGGCCUCAAUCUGCAGAGCAUGAUGCUCGACCAGGACGACAGCGAGCAGUCGAACGAGCUGGAGUCGCCGCAGAUCCAGCAGAAGCGCGUCGAGAAGAACGCCCUCAAGUCGCAGCUGCGCUCGAUGCAGGAGCAGCUGGCCGAGAUGCAGCAGAAGUACGUGCAGCUGUGCACCCGCAUGGAGCAGGAGUCCGAGUGCCAGGAGCUGGACAACGACCAGGACCCCGAUCCCGAGCAGGACCUGGACCCCGAACAGGAGCAGGAGCAGGAGCCAGAGCAGGACAACGGCAGCAGCGACAACAUUGAGCUGUCGCCCUCCCCCACGCUCACGGGCGGCGACAUCAGUCCCGCCCACAAGGAGGAGGCCGGCGGCCAGGAGCGGCCGGGCUCCAGCUCCCCGAAGCCCAAGACGGCGCUGAGCGAGACCGGGGCCCCCAACAGCACCAACAUGCUCUCCCAGAUGAUGUCCAAGAUGAUGUCCAGCAAACUGCACAACCCCCUGGUGGGGCAUCCGGCCCUGCCGCAGGGCUUCCCCCCGCUGCUGCAGCACAUGGGCGACAUGUCGCAUGCGGCAGCCAUGUACCAGCAGUUCUUCUUCGAGCAGGAGGCACGCAUGGCCAAGGAGGCGGCCGAGCAGCAGCAGCAGCAACAGCAGCAACAGCAGCACCAGCAACAGCAGCAGGAGCAGCAGCGACGCUUCGAGCAGGAGCAGCAGGAGCAACGCCGCAAGGAGGUGCAAGAGCAACAGCAGCAAAUCCAGCGCCAGCAGCAGCAUCUGCAGCAGCUGCAGCAACAGCAAAUGGAACAGCAGCAGCAGCAGCAGCAACAUGUGGCCACGGCGCCGAGACCCCCACAGAUGCACCACCCGGCGCCGGCGAGACUGCCCACGCGACUGGGCGGAGCAGCCGCCGCCCACAGCGCCCUCAAGUCGGAGCUGUCGGAGAAAUUCCAGAUGCUGCGCAACAGCAACAACAGCUCGAUGAUGCGCAUGUCCGGCACGGACCUCGAGGGGCUGGCGGACGUCCUGAAGUCGGAGAUAACCACCUCGCUGUCGGCACUGGUGGACACGAUCGUGACGCGGUUCGUCCACCAGCGGAGGCUGUUCAGCAAGCAGGCCGACUCGGUGACAGCCGCCGCCGAGCAGCUCAACAAGGACCUGCUGCUGGCAUCGCAGAUACUCGACCGCAAGUCGCCGCGCACCAAAGUGGCGGACAGAGGAGGACCCGGAGCCCAGAACGGCCCCACGCCGACCACACAAUCAGGUAAUAAUGGUUCACUACUCCUAGCCCCUAGUCAAAUGCCCCCCCAACCGCCGCCAGCGGUGGUCGUGGCCAAUGCCCAGCAGCAGCAGCAACAGCAGCAGCAGCAGCAGAACGUGCAGCAGCAGCAGCAGAAUGUGCCACAGCAGCAGCAGCAGCAGGCACCGCAACAGAAUCCCCAGCAGCAACAGCAGCCGCCGAAUGUGCAGCAUCUCCAUGCCAUGCCCCCCAAUUGCCAGCAGCUGAUAGCCGCCCCCCGCCUCAAUGGCAACCAGCUGUCGUUCGCCUCCCCAGCGGCUGCUGCAGCCGCGGCGAUGGGUCUGCAGAUGCACCACGCGGCCGCAGCGGCAGCCAUGUCCGCCCAACAGCAACAGCAGCAGCAGCAACAGCAACAGCAACAGAACGUGCAACAGCAGCAGCAGGCGGGGGAUAGCAAUACUAACCAGAGCCAAGCGAAUCCGACUAACAACAGUAGCUUAAGUACCCUUAAUAUACCACCUCCUCACAUUCGUCCUUUGCCCACAGCGGCUGCCAUGUUCCAGGCGCCCAAGACGCCGCAGGGCAUGAAUCCGGUGGCCGCCGCUGCGCUCUACAACUCGAUGACCGGACCCUUCUGCCUGCCACCCGAUCAGCAGCAGCAACAGCAGCAGCAGGCCGCCCAGCAGGCGCAACAGCAACAGCAGAGCGUCCAACAGCAGCAGCAGCAGAGCGCCCAGCAGACGCAGCAGCAGCUCGAGCAGAACGAGGCCCUGAGUCUGGUGGUGACGCCCAAGAAGAAGCGCCACAAGGUGACCGACACGCGCAUCACCCCGCGCACCGUCAGCCGCAUCCUGGCCCAAGACGGCGUCGUCCCGCCCAACCCCAACGGACAACAGAACGCCACUCCCCUGCAACAGCAACAGCAGCAGCAGCAACAGCAGUCGAACGGAGGAGGCAACAGCAAUGCCACGCCCGCCCAGAGCCCCACGGGCAGGAGUCAGAGCGUGGGAGGAGGAGGCGGAGGAGGUGGAGCAGGAGCGUACCAUCCGCAGCCGCCGCCACCACCGCCGCCCAUGAUGCCAGUGUCCUUGCCCACAUCGGUGGCCAUUCCCAAUCCCUCGCUGCACGAGUCCAAGGUCUUCUCGCCCUACAGUCCCUUCUUCAAUCCGCACGCGGGCGGGCAGCCGACAGCCGCCCAGAUGCACCAGCACCACCACCAGCACCAGCACCAGAUGCAGCUCUCCUCGAGUCCGCCCGGCAGCCUGGGGGCGCUGAUGGACUCGCGCGACUCCCCGCCGCUGCCCCAUCCGCCGUCGAUGCUGCAUCCCGCCCUCCUAGCCGCCGCCCACCACGGCGGAUCGCCCGACUACAAGACCUGCCUGCGGGCCGUCAUGGACGCCCAGGAUCGCCAGUCCGAGUGCAACUCGGCGGACAUGUCCUUCGACGGCAUGCAGCCUACUAUAUCCUUUUUCAAACAGCAACAAGAGCAGCUCGAGCACCAUUCCCUCCAGUCCAUGCUGAUGGUCAACAGCAAGCAUUGCGAAUCCUUGACUCCCCUGCACUCUUCUACAUUGACACCGAUGCACCUGCGCAAGGCCAAACUGAUGUUCUUCUGGGUCCGCUAUCCGAGCUCCGCGGUCCUCAAGAUGUACUUCCCGGACAUCAAGUUCAACAAGAACAACACAGCACAAUUGGUGAAAUGGUUCUCGAAUUUCCGAGAAUUCUACUACAUACAAAUGGAGAAAUAUGCACGACAAGCUGUCACCGAAGGCAUCAAGACACCCGAUGAUCUGUUGAUUGCUGGAGAUAGUGAAUUGUAUCGCGUGCUCAAUUUGCACUACAAUCGCAAUAAUCACAUUGAGGUACCCCAAAACUUUCGCUUCGUCGUUGAACAGACACUGCGGGAGUUUUUCCGUGCAAUACAGGGUGGCAAAGACACCGAACAGUCGUGGAAGAAGUCCAUAUACAAGAUCAUCUCGCGCAUGGACGAUCCCGUGCCCGAGUACUUCAAGUCGCCCAAUUUUUUAGAGCAGCUGGAAUAAGUGGAGGAGUUGGCCUUGCCAGCGCUGCCAACGCCAACGAUAUCGCUGCCAAUGCCCCUGGCAAUGCCAAUUCAAAUGCCACCACCACCACCACCACCAACAACAGCCACACCACACACCACGAUCCCAGCUACUAUGACUACUACAACAUCUACAGCCACAACAUCGAGGGCCGGCAGCAGCAAUCCGAAGGCGAGGCGCAGACCAAAGCUAAAAGGCUAAAUCUGCGCAAGAAGUACCACUGGAUAUGACCCACAAACUCCCGAAACGAAACAAAACGAAAACGAACCACAGAAUAAGUUAGCAAAGAGAGAGAGACCGAGAGCGAGGAGAGAGAGAAGAGCAAAGCUAGGAGAUGCUAAGAGAAGCUGAGAAGUUUACACGAGUCAAAACCGCGUUUAGGCCACGAGCAAUUCUGGGGAGCAGUCAAGACAGUCUCCCGAGCCGCAAAAUAUUUUUCAAAAAAUUUCCAAAAACACCUACACCAACACACACACACACACACAGCAUACAUACGUACCCACUCAGCGAAGAAGAGAGAAUGAAGAAGAGGAUGAGAGAUGCGAGCUUCGAUCGCAUCCAAUGCUAAAACCAAAACUAAAAAAACCUAAAAUCUUAAUCUUAUGUGAAAUAGUGCAAAUUGAUGGUAAUCUGAGCCUGACACCCAUACAGACACACACACACAGAGACACCAGACACCAGACACACCGAGCGAGCGAGCAAUCGCGUACUUUGUAGGCAGUGUAAACUGUACUCGCUGUAGCCGUGUUGGUUUGUUAGAUGAAAUUUUUUUGAAAAUAUUUACAAGACAUUUUUACGUAUACAGAUAUUUAACAAAAUACAUAGUUGAGCCGUCUAUUGAUCUACCGAAAGUUGACACACAAACAACAUUCCACACACACAAACACAAACAAACACGCAUUCCACCCACACACACACACACACACACACAUCGGUUCAAGAGCGAAGAGCGCUCUGUGGAAGCGGGCUACACUGCUUGGCAGACCGUUCUUCGGCAAGCAGUUAAAACCCUUCAGUACCGGCGUUCACUGCAUGAGCGCACUGCUUUACAAAAGCAGGCGCUGCACUGACGCCGGUAGCACCCCCCACUAUCCCCCAAUUCUUAACCCUUUAAGCAUAUAUUCGAUGUCUAUUAAGCGAAAACUAAACAAAAACAAAAAUCACCAAAAAAAAAAAGAAAACAAAAACUAUUUAGAUUUA
Messenger RNA from Drosophila pseudoobscura, 9704 nucleotides. It is a transcript of the gene pros, whose product is annotated as homeobox protein prospero. Gene Ontology annotation, cellular component: nucleus. The coding region runs from base 2775 to 8483 and encodes 1902 amino acids. NCBI's taxonomy places the organism in Eukaryota, Metazoa, Arthropoda, Insecta, Diptera, Drosophilidae. The record is from RefSeq and is a predicted model, not a curated record. Gene Ontology annotation, molecular function: DNA-binding transcription factor activity, RNA polymerase II-specific; RNA polymerase II cis-regulatory region sequence-specific DNA binding. The transcript has 7 exons. Gene Ontology annotation, biological process: regulation of transcription by RNA polymerase II.